AUGCGCGUGUGGCUGGCACGAACCAAGGGACGCUGUUUCCAUUCCUGCACCGCUGCUGGGCAGGUCUCGGCCAUUGCAGCAGAAGUGCAGCAGUUGCGCGGGCGGCUUGAUGCUCGCAUCCUCGGCCACACGGAUGCAAAGGAAGCUCUCGUUCUUGCACUGCUGGCCCGCGAGCACGUGUUGAUGGUCGGUCCGCCAGGAGUUGCAAAGUCGCUGCUGGCGGAGGAGUUGGCGCACGCCACGGGCGACAGCCCAUGCGUGUUGCAGCUGCACCGAGAUACGCGG
This is a messenger RNA of Symbiodinium pilosum, 285 nucleotides long. The record is from the annotation of a GenBank genome assembly. Lineage: Eukaryota; Dinophyceae; Suessiales; Symbiodiniaceae.